GGAGGUACCUGAACGCACCACGUCCAGAGCUUACAGUCUAUGGUCCAGACUGACUCUUCAGCAUUUAUUUACCGGAGAGUAGCUCCCCCAUGUGGACAAUAUGUGAGCUGCAUGACUGGGUCGUUUUGUUUUUCUCGUUCCAGAUAACUCGACAUAAACUAACUUUGUAAAGUUUGCUGCGUCAUGAGUAACGGAGACUCAGUCGUGGUCACAGGCUUUGGACCUUUCAGGCAGUUUUUAGUGAACCCCAGUUGGAAGGCAGCACAGGAGUUGAAGUUGGUUGGACUCGGAGAGAAUACGGAUAUUUACAUCAAGGAGUUACCAGUUAGUUAUGUUAAGACUGAACAAAUCAUUGCUGAGAUUUGGAAGACUUUGAACCCAAAGUUUGCCGUCCAUCUGGGCAUAGCCCGAGGUUCCAGUGGCAUCAUCCUGGAGCAAACGGGGAAGAACUGCGGAUACAGAGACAAAGACGUGUGUGGCUUCUGUCCAAAGAGUCUCUGCUGUGUGGAGGGAGGACCUGAGAAGCUGGACUCCAUCGUUAACAUGAGAGCCGUCUCCAAGGCGUGACAAGCAGGCAUGGAUGUUAUUUAUUCAAGAGAUGCCGGCAGAUACCUGUGUGAUUUUGCAUAUUACUGCUCUCUGUAUCACGGUCGGAGGAGGGCAGCCUUCAUCCACAUUCCCUCCCCUAGCAGCCAGAGCUCAGCGGACAGAUUGGUACCUUUGCUGCAGAGCCUCAUCCGGACCAUGCUUGACCAGCUGGAGGAUCCUUCAGAAGCAACGCGAGAAGACAACGAGCAGCAGGCCCAUUGAGGUAGAUCUCCUGAUGAAAGAUAAUUUAACUCAGUACGGACAUGAAGCCAUAUCGCUGAAGGAUGUGGAUGAGAAAGUGCAGACACAGUCAUAGUUCUCAUUCAUUUAUUUAUUCAAAAAUUUCAGAAAAAAAAAAAAAAAAAGAAAAUACAAGAAAUUCUCAGAUACACAUUUGUAGUGAUGGCAUGUCAAAAAAGAUACCAUCUCACCUAAUAGAUUGAAAAAACUUUUGAGGCCUCAGAUACAGAACUUGGGAAAAAAAAAAAAAAAAAAAA
This is a messenger RNA of Labrus bergylta (ballan wrasse), 1085 nucleotides long. It is a transcript of the gene pgpep1l, whose product is annotated as pyroglutamyl-peptidase I like. Gene Ontology annotation, cellular component: cytosol. Lineage: Eukaryota; Metazoa; Chordata; Actinopteri; Labriformes; Labridae. Gene Ontology annotation, molecular function: pyroglutamyl-peptidase activity. Gene Ontology annotation, biological process: proteolysis. The record is from RefSeq and is a predicted model, not a curated record.